Messenger RNA from Uloborus diversus, 1202 nucleotides. Its product is annotated as neprilysin-1-like. Bases 81 to 1202 code for a protein of 373 amino acids. The record is from RefSeq and is a predicted model, not a curated record. NCBI's taxonomy places the organism in Eukaryota, Metazoa, Arthropoda, Arachnida, Araneae, Uloboridae. Gene Ontology annotation, cellular component: plasma membrane. Gene Ontology annotation, molecular function: metalloendopeptidase activity. The transcript is spliced from 9 exons. Gene Ontology annotation, biological process: protein processing.
AAACAGAUGCUUUAGAAGAAAAAUUAAGAGGUUGUUGGACCAAAGAAUGCGUUCAAACAGCGGGUCAGAUAUUAUCUCUGAUGGAUUCAGAGUCGGAUGCAUGCUCCAACUUUUACGACUUCACCUGCGGUCAGUACGGCAGAGCUCCUGGACAGACAGAAUCAGUGGACAAAAGCUCUGCGGACGUCGUCUAUUUUUCAGCAAAAAGACUCUUAGAAUCUAGAGAAAAUAAUGGAGUACAAAGUCUGGACUCUGUGAAGGCUCUCUAUUCCGCUUGCAUGGAGUUCGGCUUUCUGAAAGACGGCCAAAGUCCUGAAGAGUUGGUGAGACGCUUACUGGCCACCUUCCAGAUAGGCAAAUGGCCGUUGAUCGAGAACUUCUUCGAAGAUGAGCCUCCUUUGACUUUGGAGCAGAGACUCACCGCUCUCGCGUUGGUGGAUGUUCCGGUGGCAUUCCGGAUGGAGGUGGUGCCGGAUAAUCAAGUUCCCGGAUCGUAUCUCGUCAAGUUGUCCCCAGGCGGUCCGCGGGAAUCUAUGCGCACUCCCGAAGACAUUCGAAGCGAUGUUCUUCUUCGUGACGGUAUGAGAAUCCAGUUCAUCCGAUUGGGGUCGUCUGAAGCAAAGGUGGGUUCCGAAGUAGAAGACAUUGUGGGCAUGGACGCCUAUUUCGCGCAGGUGGAACAGGAUACGGAUGUCGACUGCAACACCCUGGACCUUAUUCCACCAGCAGAUGUGGUAGGAGAGUUGCAGAGACUCAUUCCUGAGGCAGAUUGGAAGAGCAUCAUUUCAAUAAUUCAGGAAGCCGCUGGGCUGGUUCGCCCUUUCGCUGUCGAGCUGCACUGCCGAGCAAAGAUCAGAGACUACAUUGUGCACCUGGAUGGACUACCGUUCAGGAGUCUAUACAAUUACCUCGGAUGGCGAUUUUUCUCUAAAUUCUCCCACUACAUGGGGCCUGAUUUUAUGCAGCCUCGCUCGGAAAAAGGGUACGGCGUCGUGCCCAGGUGGAGAAGUUGCUUGGCGCUGAUCGAAAAGUUCGCAGGUCCGGCCCUGGCUGAUGCUCUCACAGCUCAACAAGAAGAGAAAAUCCACGCAAAAGCCAAUGAAAUUGUGAAUGCUACUUUGUCUACCACGGAGAGGCUGCUGUCAGGAGCAAGGUGGCUUUCAUCUUCGGAAAAGUCCAGGAUAUUGCAAAAGGUUGUAUAA